This is a messenger RNA of Macrosteles quadrilineatus (aster leafhopper), 1256 nucleotides long. RefSeq lists its product as uncharacterized. The coding region runs from base 96 to 1088 and encodes 330 amino acids. NCBI's taxonomy places the organism in Eukaryota, Metazoa, Arthropoda, Insecta, Hemiptera, Cicadellidae. The record is from RefSeq and is a predicted model, not a curated record. The transcript has 3 exons.
UUACCUCAGAACCGGUCGCCUUUGCAGGGAGACAGGCCUUGAGGCUUUGUAUUUAAAGGAUUGUCACAUAUUGGGUGGGACAGUCGCAGAACAUCAUGCAGUCCCUGGUUGCAUUACUGUUGGCGAUAGUGAGUGUGAGCGUAGUGUCCGCUAGCGGGUGGUGGCCUGGCGCUGGCUAUCCCUACGGCUACUCUCACUACCCCGGAGCUCUAGCUGCCCCUGUGGUUCUUCCCUCGGGCUACCUAGCAGACACUCCUGAGGUUGCCCACGCCAAGGCUAUUCACGCUGCUCGCCUCGCCUCCGCUGGGGCCGCCGCCGGUGCCGUCCCCGUCGUCACCCCUGCAGGCUACAUCGCUGACACCCCAGAGGUCGCCGCCGCUAAGGCCAAGCACUUCGCUGAGCUCGCCAAGGCUGGAGGUCAUGUCCCGUACGUCCCCUACGCACCCUACGCGUACGCCCACGGGUACGAGGGCCAGUAUGUACCUGAUCACAACGGAUGGGCUGUUUUCGUCGCCGUCGCCUGCAUCGCCCAGUCCGCCCUGUGCGGAUGGGCCCCUGCCUACUACGGCCAUGGAGCCUACCCUCACGGUGGCUACGCCCACGCCGGCGGCUACCACGGUCCUCUGGCUGCUCCAGUUGUCACCCCUAGUGGGUUCCUCGCCGACACCCCUGAGGUUGCCGCCGCUAAGGCCGCGCACUUCUCCGAGGUCGCCAAGGCCUCCACCCACGCUGCUGCCGCCCCCGCUCACGGUUACGCCGGUGCCGGUUACGCCGGAUACGCUGGUGGCUACCACGGACCCUACGCCGCUCCCGUCGUCACCCCCAGUGGCUUCCUCGCCGAUACCCCCGAGGUCGCCGCCGCCAAGGCCGCUCAUCUGUCCCUGGUAGCCAAGGCUGGAGGACACGCUGGACACUACGCCGCUCCCUACGUCGCACCCUACGCUGGUCACUACGCCGGACACUACGCUGGCCAUUACGAUGACGGUAGCUACAAGGGUGAGGGUGCCUACAGCGCUCACUACGACGACGCUAGCCACUAUGACGACGGCUCCUACAAACCCCACCUGUACGAGCACGGACACUACUAAAUGCCCUCAGCUGCAGAUAGGCCAGAGCUCCGAGACCCGCUGGGUAUUUCUCAGCUGUGAUAUAAACCUCCAUGUAAAUAAUUAAUUCUGUAAAAAAUGUCUUCACGACACCAAAAACUUUUUGUACUGAAGUCAAAUAUACGUUAUUUUUAUACGUAAAACCCGAAA